Macrobrachium nipponense is the source of this 2695-nucleotide messenger RNA. RefSeq names its product protein O-mannosyl-transferase 2-like. The record is from RefSeq and is a predicted model, not a curated record. Gene Ontology annotation, biological process: protein O-linked glycosylation via mannose. Gene Ontology annotation, molecular function: dolichyl-phosphate-mannose-protein mannosyltransferase activity. NCBI's taxonomy places the organism in Eukaryota, Metazoa, Arthropoda, Malacostraca, Decapoda, Palaemonidae. Gene Ontology annotation, cellular component: endoplasmic reticulum; membrane.
CAGUUGUUUACCCCAUUCUUCCAGUGAGCUUCCGAUCGGCAUCAAGAUUAGGUGUACUCGUUAAGUCUGUGCACCAUGGCACCAGAUUCGAAAAAGGCGAAAACUAAAGGGUCUUCUGAAAGUUUAAUGAGCGUGGACAAGAUUUUCAUGAAAUAUAGACAAUGUGACUCUCCAGCAGUAUGGUGGGCAGUAUUCGGAGUGAUCUGCAUUUUGACGGCAGUUACAAGAUUCUACAAAGUAUCAGAACCAGAACAUGUUGUAUGGGAUGAAACACUUGGAAGUUUUGGAAGUUGGUACAUAAAUAGAACUUUCUUUUUUGAUGUUCACCCUCCGCUUGGAAAGAUGUUGAUCGGAGCUUUUGGUUACUUGACUGGGUACGAUGGAACUUUCCCAUUCAUCAAACCUGGAGAUUCAUAUGAAGGAGUUAACUACCUUGGCAUGAGAGUAUGUUGCACAGCAAUGGGGGCUUGUUUGGUGCCCUUUGCUUUCAUCAUUGUUUGGGAAAUGACAUUCUCACUGCCUGCUGCAACUCUUGGCUCAUCUCUCAUAUUAUUUGAUAUUGGACUUUUGACACUAAAUCAGUACAUUCUCUUGGAUCCCAUCCUUUUAUUCUUCAUAAUGGGAUCUGUGGUUGGCAUGGUGAAGUUCCAUGCUCAGCGCCAUAGGCCCUUCACUGGACCCUGGUGGCUCUGGCUGACAUUCACUGGCAUCAUGCUUUCUGGAUCUGUCUCUGUGAAAUUUGUUGGCCUGUUUGUUGUUGUUUAUGUUGGUUUACACACCAUCAAAGACCUUUGGGAUCUUUAUGGAGACCUCAACAACUCCUUGAGAUAUGUCGCACAGCAUUUCAUGGCGCGUGCACUUGGUCUGAUUGUUCUUCCAAUAGUGCUGUAUUGUGUAUAUUUCUACAUUCAUCUUACUGUUUUGUGUAAGAGUGGUAAUGGAGAUGGAUUCUAUAGCUCUGCAUUCCAGUCACAGCUAGAAGGAAAUUCUUUAUACAAUGCUAGUAUGCCAUUAGAACUGGCUUAUGGCGCUGAAAUCACCCUGAAAAAUGCACGAACAGGUGGUGGUUAUCUUCACUCCCACAUUCAUCUCUAUCCAGAGGGUGUAGGGGCUCGUCAGCAGCAAAUUACGACAUACUCACAUAAAGAUUUCAAUAACAAAUGGCUUGUUAAGAAAUGGAAUGAAGAACCAGGUGACUGGGAAGAUGAUGAUCCUGUUGAACUUGUAAAGAAUGGAGACUUGAUUCGUCUGGAACAUGUUCCUACUGGUAGGAACUUGCACUCCCAUCGUGAAAAUGCUCCAGUCACAAAGAGACACCAUCAAAUAACUGGUUAUGGAGAGAAUGGUGUUGGUGACGUGAAUGAUGUCUGGCGUGUUGAGAUUGUCAAUGGUGAAGAAUCGGAAGUUGUGAAAACAGUUGUCCAUAAAAUCAGACUUAACCACUACUUGGUUGGGUGCUCGCUCAUGUCUCACAACAAGCAGCUCCCUAAAUGGGGAUAUGAACAGAUGGAAGUUACAUGUAAUCCAAAUAUUCAUGACCCAAAUAAUUUAUGGAACAUUGAAGAUAAUGUCUUCCCAAAAGUACCCAACUCCAGUUUUGAGAUAUAUGCACCCAACUUCUUUGAAAAGUUCUUGGAAUCUCACACAGUGAUGUUCCAGGGUAACUCAGGCCUCAAGCCAAAAGAAGGAGAAAUUACCUCACAGCCUUGGCAGUGGCCCAUCAAUUUCAAGGGUCAGUGGUUCUCUGCCAUUGAUGGCUACAAAGUGUACUUGCUGGGAAAUCCCCUUAUUUGGUGGGGUAACCUGGUAAUACUUGGAGCUUUUGUCUUGGUGUACUGCUACAAUGCUUACAGGCUCCAAAGAGGACAUGUUGAUGAUCCAGAUACAGCUGCUCGCCGUGAAAGGACAUUAAACGCUUGUGGUUGGUUGUUGUUAGCAUGGGCAUUACAUUAUUUGCCCUUCUACUCCAUGGGAAGAAUCUUGUAUUUUCACCAUUACUUCCCUGCCCUAAUGUUUUCUUCAAUGCUUACAGGUGUUGUGAUAGAUUACAUGCUGGAAAGUUUACCCAAUAUGGUCCCAAGAGUUAUUUCAUCCUCGGUAUAUCCAUGUUUGACAGGUCUCCUAUUUUCAACUUUGGCUGAUUCUAUAUUUAUAUUUCAUGCUUACAUGUUUUCUCCACUUGCAUAUGGAAUGCAUAACUUGGAACCUGGUUUUGAAAAUGGUACUAUAAACCAAAUUCGCUGGCUAGACUCCUGGGAAUUCUAGGUGGUUAUGUCAUUCACACAAUUGUUGUGUUUUUUCUAUAUAGCAGUUUUUCCCAGCUUCAAGAAAGUCUUAAAAACCAAGUAAUUUCUGAGGAAUUCAUGUAAAACUGAAGCAAGAAGAGAGGAAAUGAAUGAUGUUAGUGGAGCAAGGUGGAAUGCUGAAGCUGUACAAGUCUUCAGUUGUAUUAAGUUUAGCUUUUCUACACACCCUGUAAACCCUUUGUCUUGAAGUGCAGGUUUGAACAAAUGUUCUUAACAUUAUAGUGAAAACUGAAAAUAUUUUUUUCAAGCUGGUCUUGCUGGUGGUUGGUGUUAAGAUUGAUUACAUAUACUAUCUGUUCAGUGUUUGUUGUUUGUGAUGUCAUAUAAUUUAUAUUGACCAUUUUUAAAUUUUACUAUUUUUGUAUACUUUACAAUAAAGAAUUUAUGCA